This is a messenger RNA of Nicrophorus vespilloides, 2460 nucleotides long. Its product is annotated as sodium-coupled neutral amino acid transporter 9 homolog. NCBI's taxonomy places the organism in Eukaryota, Metazoa, Arthropoda, Insecta, Coleoptera, Silphidae. The record is from RefSeq and is a predicted model, not a curated record. Gene Ontology annotation, biological process: amino acid transmembrane transport. Gene Ontology annotation, molecular function: amino acid transmembrane transporter activity. The transcript is spliced from 11 exons. Bases 535 to 2271 code for a protein of 578 amino acids.
AUGCGAGAACGUUCACACCGAUGAUGAAUUUUCGUAACAAAAAUCAUUGGAAUUCGCGGUAAUUUGCCAAUUUCGAUUUGUUUAUUUCCGUAUGUUGCGGCGUUAUCUCAUGUGUGUAAACACUCGAGCUACGUUGGAGCGCGUCUGGAAGUGCAGGAGGAAGAGCGAGAUAGGGAAUGCUUGGGAAUCGGGUAUCUCGGCUCUAUCGGAGAGACUUUGCCGGGGUCUUAUCAGAGAGCCUCUGGAUAGUAUAUAAAAUAAGUGUCAAAGAUAAUUCGAAUUUAGUCGGUGCAUACCAAUUUACAGAGAUCGUACAUCUCAUUCGAUACACUGAAAAAUUGACUGAAAGAAAGUUGUUUUUUUCUUUCUUUCUUUCUUUCUAAUUCUUUUUGUUGUGUGAAUAUGGAAAUUCGCACUUUCCUAUUGGUAGUGCACAAGAUUUCAUCAAGCAAUUAAAUCUUCUAACAAAGUAUUAGUACAAAUUGUUUACAGUAAAUUACAAAUAACCAAUAGAGAACAAGGAAACGCGGCAAGAUGAGAGACUUAAUUAGAAGUUAUAAGAUGAUAUUGAAGAGAAAGCCAUCAGUUUCCGAUGACUCAGAUGGGGAAUCCCAACCAUUGAUGAGUUCCGCAUCAUCAUCAUCAACCAGUUUUGGGACCAUUCGAGAAAUUGGAAUGUUUCAACACGAUUCGGACUCUUCGAGUUAUGAACAGAUGACAACUGAAGAGAAACCUUCUUCGAUAAAUGCAACACCACCAAAAUCUUUCCUAAGAAGACCAUUUUGUUAUCCAAGCGUGCACGAUUCCCCGGUGAUCGACAUCUACACAGCGAACGAGCACAUCCUUGACCGUUACCAGUUCUUCACGAAAGCCUCAGGAUGCAUCGUCGACAAUUCUCUGAGUCCAAAAUCACCAAUGAUUUCACCAUAUAAAAAUUUGGACAAUAUCGAGGAACAACCUUCGAGGGAGACUACCCAAAGCUCUUUGGUCACCAUUUUUGCUAUUUGGAAUACAAUAAUGGGAACAUCGAUCUUGGCGAUGUCCUGGGGUUUGGCGAAAGCCGGUUUCAUUCCUGGUAUUAUAUUGAUCCUGUUCGUGUCUGGCAUUUGCCUGUACACAGCUUACAUCAUCCUUCAAGUGAACAAUAGACACGGAUUCGGAAGCAACGACGUUUCAGAUAUAUGCAGAUCACUAAUAGGACCUUGGGCCGCGAUUGUAGCGAAAAUAUUUUCGUUAAUAGUGCUGAUCGGAGCUUGCAUAGUCUAUUGGAUUCUGAUGUCGAACUUUCUCUACAACUCCGUUCAUUUUAUUUAUGGUUACAUUGAUCAUUUGGAUGUCAUCAUCGUGAAGAACGACACUGUGAUAUGUCCAAAGGAUUUGAACGAAACUUCUUCGAGUUAUCCCAACACCCCAAACCACGUGAUCUUCGAUAACGUCUGGGAUCUGUACACUACUGUACCGAUAUUCCUGGCGUUCAUCCUGUUCCCUUUGUUGAACUUCAAAAGUCCAACUUUCUUCACGAAAUUCAACAGUUUAGGCACGAUAAGCGUUGUCUAUUUGCUGAUCUUCGUGAGUGUAAAAGCUUACAGUUGGGGUGUCAACAUCAACGAUUGGAAAGCGGAUGUUUUCACGAUCAAAUCCACGUUUUGCGCUUUGAGUGGGAUGCUCUCAUUAAGUUACUUCAUCCACAACAUCAUCGUAUCCAUAGUUAAAAACAACAAGAGACAAGAGAAUAACGCUCGUGACUUAAGUAUCGCCUACUGCUUAGUGACCUUCACUUACUUAUUCAUAGGCUGUGUCUUCUAUAUCUCAUUUCCCUUAGCCAAAUCAUGUAUAGAAGACAAUAUCUUGAAUAAUUUUGAGAAAUACGACAAGUUGAGUAUUAUAGCUCGGAUGCUUCUCCUCUUCCAACUCUUCACAGUUUUUCCACUGAUUGCCUUCAUGUUGCGUAAAGACAUUUUGAACAAUCUUGCGGCGAUCUUCAAGAACGGCAGGUUCGGUGAAUUCAGCUACGGAAAAGUGAUCUUGCUCAACUUGUUAGUUGUUAUCAUUUGUAUCCUCUUCGCCUGCUUCCUGCCGAGAAUUGGAACAUUGAUUAGAUAUACCGGUGCUUUAAGUGGGAUGGUGUACAUCUUCACUUUACCCAGUUUACUGAAGAUCUUCUCUUUGAGAAAAGAUAACGCUCUGACGCCGUUCCAGCUGAUCUUCCACAUCGUGAUUAUUAUCGUAGGUGCUUUGAAUUUGGUCUCGCAAUUCUUCAUCGUCGAAUGAAGUUUUUCGAUGAAAAAAAUAAUUUAUUUACAAUUUUUGAUUGGAUCAAAAUGGGCAUAAACACGAUAAUAUAAUAUAGUAAUAAUUAAGAGAAAAAAAAUUGACCAAAUCAUACUCAAUUUAGACAUUAGUUAAAACUGUGUUGUUUCUUGUAAUUAAUUUAGUUUCUAAAAGAAAACCUAAUUGACU